Molecule: messenger RNA, 1705 nt
Organism: Emiliania huxleyi CCMP1516
Lineage: Eukaryota; Haptophyta; Isochrysidales; Noelaerhabdaceae
Exons: 7
Coding region: 1-1629 (542 amino acids)
Molecular function (GO): protein-arginine omega-N symmetric methyltransferase activity
Source: RefSeq, a predicted model, not a curated record
AUGGGCAGACGCUCUCGCGUCGAUUUGGGCCAGCCAGCCAGCGUUGAAGUCGACUUCGAGCGCGGCGAACGAGUCGAUGGUGCGGAGGGUAUCGCCUGUCCGACGUGGUGCGAGUUCAUGGAGGACUCGCUCCACCACCCAGAGUGGGGCUACUACUCGGCUGCCCGCGUCGUCUUUGGCGAGUCGUCUGACGCCGCCGACUUUACCACCUUUCCCGUCUCGAUGCGACCCGCGUUUGGCGCGAUGAUCGCGGACCGGCUCCACGGCCUCUGGCUCGCCGCCGGCGGCGGGAGCGGCCCGUUUGUUGUCUGCGAGCUCGGCGCUGGCACCGGCGUGCUCGCCCAUGACGUGCUGACGCACAUGGCCGACCACCUCCCGCGCCUGUACGCCGUCGUGCAGUACGUGAUCGCGGAGCGAUCGGCGUCGCUGCGCUCGCUGCAGGCCGCAACCAACGAGCGCUUCGUGUGCGAGUCGAAGCUGCGAGUCGUCUGCGCCGACGCGAGAGACUUGGGCGGCGCGCGGCUGCGGCAGGAUCUGCAGGCCGCCGCGGCUGCACACUGCGCCUCUGGAGGCGAGGGCGAGGUUGCGCGUGUGCGGGGCGCGGUCCUCUCGAACGAGCUCCCCGACGCGUUUGGGGUCGAGCGCGCGCUUGUCGGCGCAGCGCUGCCGCGUGCCACCGCCGCCGAGGGGAGCAGCGCAGGGGCAGCGAGGCCGGCAGAGCUCCGGCUGCAGCGUGGCAGAGCUUACUGCGCGCUCAAGGGCCGCUGCUGCCGGGCGGCGGCGGGGGUCAGCGAGGCUGCCGACGCGAGCGCACGGGGGGCAGAGGGCGGUGCGGCAGAGGGCGGUGAGGCAGAGGAUAGCGGGCCGAAAGGCGGCGCGGCAGAGGGUGCGGCGCUGGACCGCGCAUUGGUCCUCGGCGAGGCAUUCGAGGACGUUCGGCUGUCCGGCGAGGACGACGCGGGCGACGCCGCCGUCGACGAGGAGGCGCACCACCUCCGCAGAUGGCUGCGCCUGCACGCGCCGCCGCUGCGCGCCGCCUUGCGGGGCCGGCCGCUCGCCGCCGCCGGCGAGGCACGCGGGCUGGCCACGCUCUUCUUCGGCCCGCAGACCGCGCUCGAGCGAGCCUUCUACGCGCUCGGCACCUUCGUGAUGCUCGCGACGCCGCGCGUGGCGCAGCGCUGGCGCUGGCGCGUCGCCUCCUCGGCCUUGUACGGCGGCGGCCACCCGUCCCUCGGCGCCAUGGCGGCAUUGCACACGCUGCGCUCGCUCGCGAGGCUGGCGCUCGGGCACGCCCUCCUCCUCCUCGGCCGCGGGGACGCUGGGCGGAGGAAGGGUGGGGGCGAGGACUGCGAGGACGGCGCUGCGCCCUCCCUCCCGACAGAGAGGGACCUGGUCGCGUCGCUUGCAGACGCGCUCCUCCCCGCGCUGCCCUGCUUCCGCCUUCACUGGCGCGCCAUCGCGCGAGGCGUCCUCCUCCUCCUCGAGGCGUCGGGGCCGGGGGCGGGCGGGGCGAGUCUCCGCCUGAACGCAGCUGCUCAGCGCCUCGAUCGCGCCGAGCCGCCGCUCUCGCUGCUCUACCGCGCCGCGCUGGAGCUGGCCGCACACGACAUGGCGCUGAUGGCCGGAUGACGCGAGCAUCGCGCCGCCUCUCGCGCCGCGCCUCUGCCUCAUCUGAGAUCUGUCCGUCGAGGCGGGAUUCAUUAUU